UGCACACAUUGUGGCGCGUUCACGACAGCUCCCCCUGACCAACUUCCAGGGAAGCAGCAGCAGUGUUAAAGUUUGGAGAGGAAAAGUCAGACUCCUUCAGCAGGCAAGAGGCUCACCAAACAUACGCUGACACAGGCCAAAACCAGGCAUCCAGUAUGGACGAUUUGGACGCGUUGCUGGCGGACCUGGAAUCUACUACGUCCCACAUCUCAAAGCGACCGGUGUUCUUGCCUGACGAGACCCCCUACUCCAUCCCUACCGGAGGACACUCCUACCAGGAUGUGUCGGUUCCACCUCCAGUUCCUCCUCCACCCUCAGCCGAGGCCCUGAACGGCUCCCUGGUAGAUCAGCCGGACUCCCACCACUCCUCUCAGCAGUCUUUAGGUUCAGCCCAGAAAAGCUCAUGGUCGAGGGACAGUAGCAGCUCUCCGUUGUCUCACAUUGAAGAGGACCACGUCUACAGUUUCCCAAACAAACAGAAGUCAUCCGACUCGUCGACAGCGGCCAUGACCUCUGCCCUGGGCAGCAACCUAUCAGAGCUCGACAGGCUGCUGCUGGAACUCAACGCCGUGCAACAGAGCUCCCCUUCGUUCCCCACUACAGAGGAGACAGCUCCACCCUUACCGUCCUGCAGCAUCACCCACUACGAGAACGGUAGUGCCCCUGACAUCAUGGUAAGCCCUCCUACUCAGGAGAAACCAAAGAGGAACGGAACAAGGUUGGACGAGUCCCGACCCACUGUGGAGAGUCUUCUGGACGAGCUGGAGGGCUCAGUGCCUUCACCCAGCCCCUCCGCUCGCCACAGCGAUUUGGACAGCCCCUCCCAACAGCAAGCCCGAAUUUCAGCUUCCUGUGCCACAAGAGAGCUGGACGAGCUGAUGGCCUCUUUGUCUGACUUCAAGCCCACUUCUUUGGGCUCUCUGCUGGACCCAGCAGGAGCAUCUUCCAGCUCUCCUCAACCUCCAGUCUCUUCCUCCGUCACCCCAGUGGCUUCUCCUUUCCUUAGUCUGUCCCACUCGUCUGCCUGUGCUUCUCCUCUCUUCUCUUUGCCUGCUGGUCUAGAGCUGCACAUAGACGAGGACGGUGGAGACAGUGGCGCGUCAGUGCUCCAUCCGAAUCGUCCCCCCCCCCACAGUCCUAUAUCCUCACUCUCUGCAGCCAGUGACCUAGACCUGGAGUCUGCCAUAGAUGUGUCUGCCACCCUGCUGUCGUCCCAAACCAAUUCUCUGCUACUCCUCACUCAGGCAGCUUCCUCUAACUCCAAUCUGCUAAGAAACAGCCCAAGUCCCUCCAAUACCACCACCCCCUCACUUACCUCAGUUAACACUGUCUUGGACCACAAGUCCUCCAAGUCCUCCAGUCCAUCUGUAGAACAGGUGUCUCCCUCAGCUACUGUUUGUAAACUCUCUUGUGCACCUGAGACUAUGAGCAAGGGGGCUGUUUCUAUUCAUGACCUCAAUUUGAAUUUCUCCCCUUCACCUCCUUGCAAAGACCUUACCCCUUCUAUCUCUGUCCCAAAGACUCCUUCACCUCUCCCUGCUGCUGUCUCUAUAUCUCCAUCCCCUGCCAAUUUUUCCUCCAAAACAUCCUCACCAUCUGCAAUUUCCCCCUCUCCCCUGGCCUUCACUAGCCCUACAAUCCACAGUAGACUUCUGAUGGAGCCUACACCCACAUCCCAGAGAGCCAGCCCCCUCGCUGUGCAGCAACCCCCCAUGGUAGAGCCCUCCCUGGAUGAAGCACUAGACAAGCUGCUAGAGAUGGGUUUUGCUCAGAAUCACACAGCAGCACAUGUGGAGGAACCCCAGCUGCAGAUGGAAGCGCAGUGUCUAAGCAGAGGAGUGCAGGAGGUCCAUGAGGAGCUCAUCCUGCCCAUGGACAGAAACAGCAUGCAGCCCGACACUUUUGCCAGCACCACCAACACCAUCACAGACGAGUCAGUGGAUGGAGGCACUGACGGGAAUGUAGACUUGGACUGGGCUGACGAGGAGCUGUCCAUGUCCUUCCAUGACGGACUGGAUGGCACCAUGACGCCGUACACCGAGAGGUUGUACACAGAUGGCAGCAUGACCCCGAUGACAGAGGCCAGCUGGAUGGAUGAGUCCAUGACCCCGUCUACAUGCCCUGGGACCCCUGACGUUGGCCUGGACCUGCCCUUGCUGCAGCCUCCCAGUAUGGACAGACUCUCUGCAUCGGGACAUAUAAAAUCAGUGAUUAGGCGCACUAAGGAGACUCCCAACGUGCAUCCCAUGUUCCGAGAUGGUCAUCUGCGCAGGAAAAUGGGACCCAUCAUUGUCAACAAGAACUCUUCCCAGGACCGUCUCAUAGAGGAGCUUCAGGGCAAGCUCGGGAUCAACCGCUCAGAGCGGCGACGCAAACAGUCUGAUGACUGGAUAACCGAGGGUGUCGUCCUCACAUCUAAACCCCAGCGAUUCCGUCCUGAAGGAGCCAGCAGUGAGGUUGACAAGGUCAUAAUUCCCCCAGAGUCGCCUGUCCCUACGAGGAAGGUGCUCCCACCUCUGUCACCCCCCGCCCCUCGUCGCCCCCCUAUCAUAGAAGAACCUAAGCGACUGCUCCCAGUGCAGCAGCUCCCUGUUCCCAUACCACCACCACCACCACCUCCUCCUCCACCUCCCUCCCCCCCUCCACAACCUCCUCAUGUCCAGGAAUAUAUCCCCACUCCACCACAACAGAUUAUAAAACCUUCACCACCACCACCACCACCACCGCCACCACCAGCACCAGCACCAGUACCAGUACCAGUACCAGUACCAGUUCAGGAACCUCCUGCCCUCAAACCAGAGCCCCCUCCUCCUGUUCUUAAAACCCCAAUCCAGCCUCCACCAGUGGAGCCAGUGCCACCAGUUGCACCCAAAGUCCUGAUAUCUGUAGGCUGCCAAACAGAGUAUGACCCAAUCUUCCCUUCGAUGCAGAUUAUGGCUCAAGGGAAAGGUGGUGUUCCUGGUGGUCCCCCAACGCAGGUCAACAAGCUGGACAACAUGCUUGGUAGCCUGCAGUCUGACCUCAACAAGCUGGGUGUGCAGACGGUAGCUAAAGGAGUCUGCGGUGCCUGUUCAAAGCCAAUUGUUGGUCAGGUGGUGACAGCCAUGGGCCGCACAUGGCAUCCUGAGCACUUUGUGUGCACACACUGUCAAGAGGAGAUAGGUUCCAGGAACUUCUUUGAGCGUGAAGGACAGCCCUACUGUGAGAGAGACUACCAUAACCUGUUCUCCCCACGAUGCUUCUACUGCAACGGGCCCAUACUGGAUAAAGUUGUGACGGCGCUGGAUAGGACAUGGCAUCCUGAACACUUCUUCUGCGCUCAGUGUGGAUCUUUCUUCGGCCCAGAGGGUUUUCAUGAAAAGGAUGGAAAAGCUUAUUGCAGGAAGGAUUACUUUGACAUGUUUGCACCGAAAUGUGGCGGCUGUGCCAGAGCCAUUCUGGAGAACUACAUCUCAGCGCUGAACUCCCUUUGGCAUCCUGAGUGUUUUGUUUGCAGGGAAUGCUUCACCCCAUUUGUGAACGGAAGUUUCUUUGAGCAUGACGGCCAGCCCUACUGUGAAGUGCACUACCACGAGCGACGCGGCUCCCUUUGCUCCGGCUGUCAGAAGCCCAUCACAGGCCGCUGCAUCACAGCCAUGUCAAAGAAGUUCCACCCGGAGCACUUUGUCUGCGCCUUCUGCCUCAAGCAACUCAACAAAGGCACCUUUAAAGAACAAAACGACAAACCCUACUGCCAUGGCUGCUUCAUCAAGCUGUUCAGUUAGGGAGCAGAGCACCUAACUGUGUACUACACAGUUCUGUAUUUGGGUCAGGGCUUAGAUAAGUGUCUAAAGCAUCUUUAGCACAGAUAGGGUGGGAAUGGAUUGUGUUUGUAUCAAAAAAGGUUGUCUGUUUUCUGAUGAUGACAUUGGAAGUGUGUAUGGAUUAGGUAUGUGCAUGUGGUUGAAGCAGCGUUGUCUCUGCCAAGCUAAAAUACAUUUAACUUGUCCUUCAGACAUUUGGAAAAACGUCACUAUUUUCAAACCGAUAACUGUGUUUUUGAAGCUGUUAGGGAUUUUAAAUGGGUCUAUAGGUUUGAUGCAGAUAGACUCACAACAGUUCAACAUUUUAAGGACCUUCAGAGCCUGAAAAACUGAAGCUACAAGGGUUUUCUAAAUCAACACUGAUAUACAGAACUCUAAAGGUUUUUUUUUUCUCCAAUCUCCUAAAAUGUGUUGGAUUUAUAAACAGGCAAAGAGCUGUCGUUCUUUUUUUGUUACUCUUGCAUCAUUGUGUUUUCUAAUCUUUUUAGUUUUUGUCUUUUACUUUAUAGAAGUUGGUGAAAUCUUUCUGAACACUGAAGAAAUCCAUGAAAUGCUCUGUGUGUUUGACAUUGUUGCUCACUGGUUGAGUGUCCUUUUAGAAACUAUAAAAAAAGAAGCAGAAAAAUCAGAAAACUAUAACAGGGAGCAGGUGACCUGUUAUUUUUUAACAUUACAGUAUAAACCAUUUUACAACUGAUGAGGGGAAAAGGCUUUUAAGACAUUUUUGUAAAGCUGGAAAGAGCAGAUGGAUAAACCCAUAAUAUCAUUGUAGCAUUGACUGGAAAUAGGCUUAGUCAGCAUUCACUAUUAUUUUUGUAUGUGUGAAAUGUAUUGUAUUGUCUUUAGACCAUUUUAUGGAGUCACUCAAUCAGCCUAAGAUAUAUAAUGAUUUAAUGUGAUGAUACCAGCAUGUCAGAACAGAAACAUUUAAAGAAUCUCAAGCACAAGUAUGUUUUAGCCAAAGUCUAACCACCCAUUGGUGAAUAUUUCAGUGAUGCUCAUUGAAAAAAUUCAAUAUGUAUCCAACCAGUAGCUGCUGCUCUUAUAGGUAAAGGGCAACUACAUAUUUAUGAGCAAACCUCACGUUUUUAAAUGUUUCACUGCCAAAUCAUUCCUUGUCUUUUCACAGAUGAAAAGAGAAAAUAAUCUGAAAACAGUUUCUCGCAGUAGCUUCAUACAGUGAAGUGGAACCUCAUACAGAUAUUGGGAGUAUAUUGUGAUAACUGGCAUCUCUUACACUAACUACCAUUACUACUUCUGAGUACAUCCUCAGAUGUUUUUUUUUUUUUUUUUUUUUUUUUUUGUAAAUAUCCGAUGCAGCUACAUUGUAAGCAAAGCGCUGACAUGCUUAGCAUGUACAUGUGUUUGAUAACCACUCAUUCAGAGAGGGAGAGGGCUGGUGGAAAGACAUAACAAAGAUACUUUGGUAUUUUUAGUGUCAUUACUGUAUUGAGAAGCUGAUGAAUGUUCACUAUUAUGAAAGAAGAAGUAUAUAAUGCAAGAAAAUCCAUAAAAUGAGCAUGUGAUACUCCAAUAAUGCUAUGCAACUGUGGAUUAACAACUUUGUAUGUCGGCAUCUUUGUUCAAUAACAGGCUGUCUGUGCCAUUGUAUCAGUACAAUGUCUAAUAACACUGGCAAAUUCAGCAAAAUACUGUUAACAGAUGAAAAGUCCACAGUUAUGUUUUCAUGUUACUAGUCUGUGAGUCCACUGAAAAGUGUAGGCUGUUGGAGUCAAAGCCUGGUGGUCUUUUAGAAGAAGUCGUAGGACUAAGAUGACUCAUUUCCCUCAGCAUCUGAGUAGCAUCUACUGUAUGACCACCAGGUUGUGUCUGUACAUGGUUAAUCAUGAAAUGCAGCAGAUAUAUCGGGCCUUUGUCUUGUUCAGGGAAUUCUAGAGCCUUAACUCUUUUCUCUCUUUCUAUUUAAGAGAUCAUGUAACAGUUGUCUUUUCGAAUCAUUUUAGUAGAGUGUUAUUUAACCAAAGCCAUACCUUCUUUGAAUUGUUUUUUCUGUUCUUUUUUUUUUCUUUUCACUUUGAAUGUCAUAGGUAUGAAUAGUGAGAUUCCUCACCUCUAGUCUGAUUACGCAAAUAAAUUCUGUUUUGGUAUCAAAA
Thunnus maccoyii (southern bluefin tuna) is the source of this 5917-nucleotide messenger RNA. Its product is annotated as paxillin-like. The coding region runs from base 156 to 3764 and encodes 1202 amino acids. The transcript is spliced from 14 exons. Gene Ontology annotation, biological process: transforming growth factor beta receptor signaling pathway; endothelial cell migration; substrate adhesion-dependent cell spreading. The record is from RefSeq and is a predicted model, not a curated record. NCBI's taxonomy places the organism in Eukaryota, Metazoa, Chordata, Actinopteri, Scombriformes, Scombridae.